Anopheles funestus (African malaria mosquito) is the source of this 2184-nucleotide messenger RNA. RefSeq names its product uridine-cytidine kinase-like 1. The transcript has 7 exons. Gene Ontology annotation, cellular component: cytoplasm. The record is from RefSeq and is a predicted model, not a curated record. NCBI's taxonomy places the organism in Eukaryota, Metazoa, Arthropoda, Insecta, Diptera, Culicidae. Gene Ontology annotation, molecular function: kinase activity; ATP binding. The coding region runs from base 108 to 1802 and encodes 564 amino acids.
UCAACGUUGGUAAGGAAUAUCCCGCGCCCUCCUGUCCCACAAACCCGCGUUGCGUGCCUAAACAUAGGGACGAUUGCAAGCACGUUAGUUUUUGUGAAAAGUAAAAUAUGUCGGUAAAUCUUAAUGCACCUCCUAGUUCAGCAUCGUCGGAUAGCGACGCAAGUGAGCCGAAAGAGUGCGAAACGCUUGAUCUCAACGUGGGAGUCCAUUCGAGCGACAGUGGUUACGAUGCGGAAAUGCCACCAGACUGCUGUCCGGCCUCGCCGGCCACGGUACCAACAAAAACGACACGUUCGAACUCGUUCGGUUCGCAGCUCCGUUCGCCAAAACCCCGGCGCCAGCGAACGACAUCGGUGAAUCAAAAUACCAUCAAUUCGAAUGAGGCGAUUAUUCGGUCAAACAAUCGCACGAUUUACACAGCCGGUCGUCCACCCUGGUACAACUGCGCUGGGCAGCAAGUGGAACCAUUCGUGAUAGGUAUCUGCGGUGGCAGCGCGUCGGGCAAAACUACCGUUGCGCAGAAGAUCAUUGAGAGCUUGGACGUGCCGUGGGUAACGCUGCUAUCGAUGGAUUGCUUCUACAAAAUACUUAACAACAAGCAGCACGAACAAGCGAACCGUAACGAGUACAACUUUGAUCAUCCGGACGCAUUUGAUCUGGAGUUGAUGAAGGAUGUGCUGCAGCGGCUAAAGGAGGGCCGGAAAGUCGAAGUACCGGUGUACAAUUUCGUUACCCAUUCGAGGGAAACACACACGAAAACAAUGUACGGUGCGAAUGUAAUCAUUUUUGAAGGCAUCCUGACGUUCCACAGCAAGGAAAUUCUUAAAAUGCUAGACAUGAAGAUAUUCGUCGAUACAGACGCGGACAUUCGACUGGCGCGAAGACUUAAGCGGGACAUCAUGCAGCGUGGUCGCGAUUUGGAGGGUGUACUCAAACAAUAUUCGACCAUGGUGAAACCUGCGUAUAGUUGCUACAUCGCUCCUACCAUGGCACACGCGGACAUCAUAGUGCCACGUGGAUCGAGCAACAUUGUUGCCAUUCAGCUAAUUGUGCAACACGUUCACACCCAGCUGCAGUUGCGAGGAUUUAAACUGCGGGAAGCAUUAGCUCAUUCCUAUAUUGGACAGCCAAUGCCGGAUUCGCUGAAGCUGCUUCCUACGACGCCUCAGAUUAAAGGACUGCACACGUUUAUACGAAAUGCUAAUACAGCGCGUGACGAAUUCAUAUUUUACUCGAAGCGUUUGAUACGUCUAGUAUUGGAGUACGCGCUGAGUCUCUUACCUUUCCGUGACGUCGAGGUAGAAACGCCCCAAAAUAUGCCGUACAAGGGAAAACGUAUGGCUUGUCAGAAAAUCUGUGGCGUAUCAAUAUUGCGCGCUGGAGAAACUAUGGAACAGGCCGUGAGCGAUGUAUGCAAGCACAUUCGCAUUGGAAAGAUUUUAAUCCAAACGAAUCAACUUACGGGAGAACCGGAGCUUUACUAUUUGCGUCUGCCGAAGGACAUUAAAGACUAUCGUGUGGUGUUAAUGGAUGCAACAGUUGCUACAGGGGCUGCAGCUAUAAUGGCCAUUCGUGUGCUGCUAGAUCACGAUGUACCCGAGGAGAACAUUAUGCUCGUAUCGUUACUGAUGGCAGAAAUCGGCGUACAUUCAAUAGCGUAUGCGUUUCCCAAAGUGCAGAUAGUCACGUCUGCGCUUGAUCCGGAGAUAAAUGAGAAAUUUUACGUCAUACCCGGUAUUGGCAAUUUCGGCGAUCGUUAUUUUGGCACCGAACCGACCGAACCGUCUUUGCUAUAUGAGUAGCAAAUAGACAAACAAACAAAACACAAUAACCCACUAUUGAGAGUUAGUGUUGAUGCACAAGCGCAAUAACUGGGUCAGACCCCCCGCUCGCAAUGAAUCCGUUCUCCUAUUUGACAGUUUCGUCUUCGAUGGUUGGGGACGGUUAAUACUAUUAGCAUCUCUUAUUGAAUUUUAAGUUAUACAAUUUUAACGCAUCAUGCAUCCUACGUUUAGCUGAGUUUUAGGGAUUAGGUAUUUUUAAUUAUAAUCAUGUAGCAAAAAUCUAGACAUGUCUGCUCUUUGUUAAAAAAAUAGAUUUACUUAUGUUCUUGUGUAAUCUUCUAGCAAUAGGUUGAAUUUGUGUAAUAAAAAACAUGUUCAAAAAUGGUGCAUUCACUACAAA